Messenger RNA from Struthio camelus australis, 4439 nucleotides. The record is from RefSeq and is a predicted model, not a curated record. Lineage: Eukaryota; Metazoa; Chordata; Aves; Struthioniformes; Struthionidae.
UAAAAAUGAAGUAACAUCCUCUUCAGAGGCUGGUGUGCAGCACCUACCCGCCUCCUUGCCGGCAAUCUCUGUGCUCAUCGGUGGAGGCUUAUAACGAAGAAAGCAGAGGAACACCAAGAAAAAAGUGAAUGAGUAUGAGCAGUGUUAACUGAUGGCUCGACGCUAUCCCAGGCCGUGAGCUGACGGCUGAGGCUGGCUACAGUAACGUGGAAGACUAGGUAUCUGCUGCGGCUUAGUCUGCAGCAUGACUAAUGGGCAGGAGCUGAAGGCGUACAUGUUACUCUUGCAUAUUUAGCAGUUAAGAUACGUUCAUAAGGAUGAAAGAGCACAGAAGGUUUUGGGCUUGAGUUAGAUCUGACAUGGAGAUGAUUCUCCCUACAGAUUCUCCCAGGGAAGAGAACUUCUUCUAACUCUUGGACUUCUGGUUUAGAUCUGCGAUGUGCUGGAAAAAAUUUUCUGUAGAAACUGUCCUGUUCUGUUUGCGAACUACUACUAAAUUCUGAAACAUCUGCUUGUCUCUGAUAUAACUGUGACUUAUGUUCGAUGUUCAUUUUGCUGACUCAAACCACAGAUUCCAAGGAAAGGAGGAGAAAGUGGAAUGAAAUACUCAAGUGCUGCCAGAGGAAAACAUCAGACUAGUCAAUGAAAGUUACUAUUACUAAACUGUAGACUCCUCUCAUUUUUACAUAGUAGGGAAAACUAAAUGCUCUAUAUUCGAAGCUUGUAAAACAGCUUUUUGCAGACUUUCUUUGGUAAACUUCAAGGGGGCUAAAUAAAAAUCCCAUAAGUAUUCCUCGUAAGUGGAAAUGUGAUUCCUUGCUCAUGUCUCCCUUCCCCUUUAAUGGGUUUUUAUUUUCUUUGGGGUGGGACAUCCUGAACAAAUCGUUUGGCGUCAACCAUGCUUACAAGCUCAUGGUCAUGGAUGAUGUAGGAACUUCAAAUUUAUAUCUCUGUAAUGACACGUGAUUAAGGCAAAGGUUGAAAGCUGCUCAGAUACUGCUAUAUUAGAACUUAUAGUAAAUAUUACAGUCAUGCUUUCAUUCAUUUUCUAAGAUUUGGACUCUUAGGGGAUGUUCCCAGAAGGGUAUGAGCAGAGAAGUCCUCUUUUUGGAUGGGAAACGGAAGUAUUAUAAGGAUGCCCAGAAGAAGCUUAAUAAUUCAAGCCAGGACUCGAUGGCUAUUAGUGGGUCUGGCCUUACUAUUCAGUUUAAUCUUGCUCAUGUACUUGCUGGAGUGUGCUCCACAAACAGAGGGUAAUGGAUCCUUGCCUGGGAUUAUAGGCGAGAACAUGGGUAAAGAAUACUAUCAAGCCCUUCUGCAGGAACAGGAAGAGCAUUAUCAAAACCGAGCUACCAGUCUGAAACGUCAGAUUGCCCAGCUAAAGCAAGAGCUUCAGGAAAUGAGUGAUAAGUUGAAAUCCCUGCAGGAGAAAAAGAGCCCCAAGAUCAAUGGUAUGAACUACCAGGGUACCAAAGAACAAACAUCUAACGAUCUCCUAGAAUUUCUUCAUUCCCAGAUCGACAAAGCUGAGGUGAGCGUGGGGGCUAAACUGCCUAGUGAAUAUGGCGUCGUUCCUUUUGAAAGCUUUACGUCCAUGAAAGUAUUCCAGUUAGAGAUGGGACUCACUCGGCAUCCAGAAGAAAAACCUGUUAGAAAGGAUAAACGAGAUGAAUUGGUGGAAGUUAUUGAGGCUGGCCUGGAAGUUAUCAAUAAUCCAGAUGAAGAAGAUGGACAAGAUGAAGAUGAUGGAAUAGGAGAGAGGCAACUGUAUAAUGAAAAUGAUUUCAUAGAAGGUUACUAUCGUACAGAAAGAGAUAAGGGGACGCAGUAUGAACUCUUUUAUAAGAAGAUGGAUGGCAUGGAAUACAGACAUGUCACAUUGUUCCGACCUUUUGGACCACUCAUGAAAGUGAAGAGUGAAACAGUCGAUAUUUCUAGAUCAAUCAUUAACAUUAUUGUCCCGCUUGCUGGAAGAACUGAGGCAUUUGCUCAAUUUAUGCAAAACUUUAGGGAUGUGUGUAUUCAUCAGGAUAAGCGUAUUCAUCUCACUGUGGUAUAUUUUGGACAAGAUGGGCUGUCAGAAGUAAAAAGCAUCCUAGAGUCUGUAGCUAGAGAAACUAACUUCCAUAAUUACACACUUGUCUCUUUGAAUGAGGAAUUUAACCGUGGCCGGGGACUUGACAUGGGUGCCAGAGCCUGGGAGAAGGGCGAGGUCCUGAUGUUCUUCUGUGAUGUUGAUGUUUAUUUCACAGCUGAGUUCCUCAACAGUUGUCGCUUGAAUGCUGAGCCUGGAAAAAAGGUUUUUUAUCCUGUGGUAUUUAGCCUCUAUAAUCCUGCUAUUGUCUAUGCCAACCAAGAUGUACCACCCCCUGUGGAGCAGCAGUUGGUACACAAGAAGGAUUCUGGUUUCUGGCGGGAUUUUGGCUUUGGGAUGACUUGUCAAUAUCGGACAGACUUUCUGACUGUUGGAGGGUUUGACUUGGAAGUGAAAGGCUGGGGCGGUGAGGACGUUCACCUCUACAGGAAGUACUUGCACGGUGACCUUAUUGUGGUGAGGACACCAGUCCCUGGUCUCUUCCACCUCUGGCAUGAGAAACACUGUGCGGAUGAACUGACUCCGGAGCAGUAUCGCAUGUGUAUCCAAUCCAAAGCCAUGAACGAAGCAUCUCACUCGCACCUUGGCAUGCUGGUCUUCAGGGAGGAGAUCGAGACUCAUCUCCGUAAACAGGCUUAUAGGACUAACAGUGAAGCAGUGGGUUAAAUGGAGCCCCCGCAGCAGGGUGAAGAUGACGACUGCAAAUUCACAGUGAACCAGCAUCAUUUUACAGCCUUAAUUCAGCUUGAAAAUGCAGUGCCUCUCUUUUUCAGUGAAGAAGAGUUUAGGGGUUUUUUGGUUCUUGUUUUUGUUUUCUAAGUAAUUCUUUGACUGAUAUGCUAUUACCUUCAUAUCUUACCAGUUCAAGCACCUGAAAUAAGAAUCUGGGAAGCUUGUAUAGUUCAAGGAAAGUGUCUUCAGUAUGGAUUGGAAAACCAUAUCAGUGAAAUGUACAACUCAACACUUUUUCACAUGGUACAUUGUGAUUCUUAUCUGCAUUAUUUUAUGAAUUAAAUUAAAUAAUCUUUUGUGUUGCCUGCAGAGUAUUUUCAGUCCUGUAUGGCUCACUGCACAGUAUCUUUGCAGGAUGCUUUAUUUACAUUCCGUAGUAGAAACGAGAGAAAGGGGUGGAACAAGGGAAGUGUGAAAGAAUCUCACUGUAAAAAGGUAUACAAGAUAUGCUGACUGGUUGCUGACUUCACAGCAGUAGCUUGGUGCUGUAUCUCCUAUAUUAAGACAUUCACAUUGUUGAAUAUGGAAGGAUUUAUGUGAAAGGGGAGGAAAUGAAAAUCUUUUAAAGUAGAAUUGUAAAGCCUUCAAUAUAGUGUCACAUUGUAAAAGAGACACCACUUUCUUAUCUUGGUGAUGGGUCAAGCAGGUUAGGAACAGUUCUGUUUCUGGGUCUAGUCUUUUCCCACAGUAGACACCAUGUCUUAGACUCCCUUUUAUAAACUGAGCUGUCCUGGUAAAGAAACUUAGUUGUUCAAGGAUGUUUGGCCUCACUACUCCUUCUUGAAAGGUCCUGCCUGUACCUCUCAGCCUUAAAGUUGAGAAACUGUCUUUUCCUUUCAAUAUACCUUUGUUGGUGGUCCAUUUGCUGCUAUGCCAAUAUUGUCCUUUUGCUUUCUUUCUCUUCCUCUAGCAUUUCCCUGGCAUGUUUUUAGAAGGUAGUCAUAGACUGUUAGCUCUUCCACUAGAUGGAAAAAGCAAGUGCUGUUAUAAUCUUUCUUCACAGAACACUCCCCAUUCCACUAAUAAUCCUAGUAGCCUUAUUCUUCACUCUUUCAAUUUGAGUUAAUUUUUUUAACAUGCAUGAGCAGAGUUCUAUUUCAUGUGUGUUCUCAUCAGUGCCUUAUACAAUGGCACUGCUACUUCCCUACUUUCCUUUUGCAUAUUUCAGGGUACAUAAACAGUUGAAAUGCAGGCAGGGCGUUUUUCUCCAUGUUGUCUUAUAUGCUGUCUUAUGGCAUGCCUUUUUUUGUAUCUUUGUUUUUAAAAAUGAGUGCUGAGAAUGCUAAUUCAGUGGUUGAACCAUUUGCUUGGUCUCCACUGAAUUUAGAAGUUAGUUGAAAACCCUUCUCAAACUCAGCUAAUUAAGAUCUGUUUGUUAAUUCAGUUUGGUUCAAGAAUUCUGAACGCAAUUAAGAGAUUUAAAUGUUUGAUUUCUGAAUAGCAGAUACGCUGGGCACUGAUCCUUUUUUCAUGUACAUAAAAUUUGCCUUUAUGUAACUUAUUGUGGAGAACGGUGUACUGUAUUGUACUUGAGGGAAUGCAUUGCAAGACUCCUUGCAAAUGAUAUUCUCUGUAUAAUAAAUUGAACAUCUGCAUUUUAGAAUUUGUUUUA